GCGGAGAGUUGCGGGCCCUUCCCGAUCCGGUAAUGGGCCUGGGAGAUGCCAGAUUAGCGUGGUGCCUGUCCGGAGAGGUGGGCCAGCUGAUGCCCAGGUCGGGGCCCUGCCACUGGCCACACUGGGCUCCGGUCCAAGGCUAGAAGGCUGGCCCCAGCUGCAACCCCUCUCCGGCUCCUCUGCCACCCACCUCCCGGGGCUGGCCGGCUGUGGGGAGCCGGGCGGCCGCAGUGACGACAGCUCCCCAGGAGCCCCCCGCCCGGCCCCUCCAGGCGGGCAGUGGAGCUGGCCCGGCGCCUGGGCGCGCCAUGCGCAGCACCACGCUCCUGGCCCUGCUGGCGCUGGUCUUGCUUUACUUGGUGUCUGGUGCCCUGGUGUUCCGGGCCCUGGAGCAGCCCCACGAGCAGCAGGCCCAGAGGGAGCUGGGGGAGGUCCGAGAGAAGUUCCUGAGGGCCCAUCCGUGUGUGAGCGACCAGGAGCUGGGCCUCCUCAUCAAGGAGGUGGCUGAUGCCCUGGGAGGGGGUGCAGACCCAGAAACCAACUCGACCAGCAACAGCAGCCACUCAGCCUGGGACCUGGGCAGCGCCUUCUUUUUCUCAGGGACCAUCAUCACCACCAUCGGUGGGGGAGGGGAUUGGCAUGUGGGGGGCGGCAAGGAGCUUCCUCAUGGGGGAAGGUGCAGGGAGACGGAGGGGUCCCAGGUGGCCCCUAGACUUCCUGCAUCGCCCCUCUGCCCAGGCUAUGGCAAUGUGGCCCUGCGCACAGAUGCCGGGCGCCUCUUCUGCAUCUUUUAUGCGCUGGUGGGGAUUCCUCUGUUUGGGAUCCUACUGGCAGGGGUCGGGGACCGGCUGGGCUCCUCCCUGCGCCAUGGCAUCGGUCACAUUGAAGCCAUCUUCUUGAAGUGGCACGUGCCACCAGAGCUAGUAAGAGUUCUGUCAGCGAUGCUUUUCCUGCUGAUCGGCUGCCUGCUCUUUGUCCUCACGCCAACGUUCGUGUUCUGCUAUAUGGAGGACUGGAGCAAGCUGGAGGCCAUCUACUUUGUCAUAGUGACGCUUACCACCGUGGGCUUCGGCGACUAUGUGGCCGGCGCGGACCCCAGGCAGGACUCCCCAGCCUAUCAGCCGCUGGUGUGGUUCUGGAUCCUGCUCGGCCUGGCUUACUUCGCCUCAGUGCUCACCACCAUCGGGAACUGGCUGCGAGUAGUGUCCCGCCGCACUCGGGCAGAGAUGGGCGGCCUCACGGCGCAGGCUGCCAGCUGGACUGGCACGGUGACAGCGCGCGUGACCCAGCGAGCCGGGCCCGCCGCCCCGCCGCCGGAGAAGGAGCAGCCACUGCUGCUUCCACCGCCCUGUCCAGCGCAGCCGCUGGGCAGGCCCCGAUCCCCUUCGCCCCCCGAGAAGGCUCAGCCGCCUUCCCCGCCCACGGCCUCGGCCCUGGAUUAUCCCAGCGAGAACCUGGCCUUCAUCGACGAGUCCUCGGAUACGCAGAGCGAGCGCGGCUGCCCGCUGCCCCGCGCGCCGCGAGAUCGCCGCCGCCCCAAUCCCCCCAGGAAGCCCGUGCGGCCCCGCGGCCCCGGGCGUCCCCGAGACAAAAGCGUGCCGGUGUAG
Molecule: messenger RNA, 1607 nt
Organism: Pongo pygmaeus (Bornean orangutan)
Lineage: Eukaryota; Metazoa; Chordata; Mammalia; Primates; Hominidae
Gene: KCNK4
Product: potassium two pore domain channel subfamily K member 4
Exons: 6
Coding region: 309-1607 (432 amino acids)
Biological process (GO): stabilization of membrane potential; potassium ion transmembrane transport
Cellular component (GO): plasma membrane
Molecular function (GO): potassium ion leak channel activity; outward rectifier potassium channel activity
Source: RefSeq, a predicted model, not a curated record